AUGACUACUGCCAAUAAUUUUUCGUUCAAAAAAUCAGCUGAUAAAAAUAAUACUCAGGGCUGCCAAAGUGACGAUGAUAUGGAAAAUGAUUUAACAUACCAUUAUUCAAAUUUAACACAAAUUGACUUGAAUGCUCCUAGUAGUAUUUAUGAGAAUUUUAAGAACAAUGGUGAUUUACCCAGUCAGAAAUUUUUUUUCAAAUCAGAUCCACUUGAGAGAGAAGAUGAAAAUUCUUCUGUAGAUCCAUUGGAUCCUUUAGAAGUGGGAAAUGAUUGUCAUUAUGAAGAUGCAAUGAAUAUAGACCCUUUUUCUGAUAUAAAAGAAGUAUACGAUUCAAAUUUAUUGACUGACAACUGCGUCAAUAUUGAUGAAAGUUUAUUUGUGAUUAAAAAUUUAAAUCAAGAUUCAGAUGAAUUUUAUACCUCACCUUCCGGUUUUAAUUCAUUUAGCUUGAAAAAAGAUCGUUGGACAGACAAAUAUAAAAAGAGAAGCAUGAAAAAACAAGUUUAUAGUUUAAAAAACAAAAUUAAUUGUUCGAAAAAAAAUAACAAGCUUAAGCAAGUAUCCAUAGUCAAGGAUUGGGAUAUUAUUUUAAAAAAGUACAAUCCUGUUGUACUGCUUGAAAGAAUUACGAUUCCUAGACAAGCUUUGAGUUCAUCAACUGCAGCAGCCAAUCAUAAAAUUACCACAAAAAAAAGGUCAAUUAAAAAAUGUGAAAAAUCUUUUCUCAACUGCGGACAUUGCGAAGCGACUUUUACUUCGAAUGCCUGUUUAGAUUCACAUGUACGAACUCACGUGGACAACACGCGGUCUACAUGUCAAAUUUGCUCUGUUAAGUUCGAUCGUAGAAGUGAUUUUGACCGUCACCUGCGAAUUCAUGCGCGUGAAAAGGAAGAUUACUUUAAAGAUGAGCAGUUUAAAUGUGAAUUUUGUUUUGCAGAAUUUUCUAAUAGAAGUCUGUUUCAAAAUCACAUGCAAAGUCAUAUGGGUGGAAGAGUAUUCAAGUGUCAUGAAUGCUCAGCAAAAUUUCAUCAGAAAAAAGACUUGACUUAUCAUUUGAAAAUUCAUACAGAAAAUAGUUUAUAUGAAUCUAAGAGUUGUUCAGUAACAUUUGAUCAAAAAAAUCAGCUACACAUUCAUAUGCAGACUCAUUUAAAAAAAUUAAAAGUCGAACCUGGAAUUGAUUCAGCCUUACUCGAUCAAGACAAUCAUUUGAUUAAUCAUGUAGAUAUGACAGAAAAUAUACUCGAGUGUGAAACUCUUAUUGAAUUUAAACAGGAAAGUAAUUUUAUUAAUUGUGAUCCUUUGGAAAUUCCUACUGAAAAUGAACAGUUGCUUAUUCAAGCAGAUACGAGUGAAUUUAAAUGUGCAAUUUGUUCAAAAAAGUUUAAUGAGAAAAAUCAAUUAGAUGAUCAUCAUAUGCUAUUUCAUACAGAAAAAGAAACAUUACAACGUGAGGAAAUUCUUUCAGUCGUAUUUAAUCAAAAAGAAGAUUUGAAUGAUAAUAUGGAUAAUCGAGCUGGAUCUGAAGCUUCGUUGGAAUUUAAUCAAGAAAAUGAUUCAGUUGAUCCUUUGGAAACUAACGAUGAGAAAGAAGAAUUCAAAUGUGAGACUUGUUCAGAAUUAUUUAAUCAAAAAGAACACUUGGAUGAUCACGCAAGAACCCACGCGGAAGAAGAUCAAUUUAAAUGCGACAACUGCUUUGCAAAAUUCAAUGAAAAAAAUGAAUUGGACAAGCAUAUGCAAUCGCAUUCAAAUAAUAGAACAUACAAAUGUUACGUUUGCUUAGCAAAGUUUACUCAGAAAAGUCAUAUUGACAGUCAUAUGCGUGUUCACUCUGACAAAAGGAUGUUCAAAUGUGACAUUUGUCAAUUAGGGUUCAAACGCAAAAGUACUUUAGAUGAUCACCUUCGAAAAGUUCACGAAGGAGAACUGCCAUUUAAAUGCAAUCUUUGUUCAGCGAAAUUUAAUAAAAUACACAGUUUGAAUGUACACAAACGGAUCCAUUCGGAGGAAAAAGCUUUCGCAUGCCAUAUUUGUGCGAUGAAAGUAAAAUCCAUAGCUUCUCUCAGUCAACACAUGCUUCUUCAUACGGAUUCAAAGCCUUUUUACUGCAAUAUCUGUAACAUGAAAUUCAAAGACAGAAAAGAUGUGAAAACUCAUAAGCUUACUCACCGAGAAUUAAAGCCAUUUAAGUGUGACAAGUGUCCAGCGGCGUUUGAAUAUGUAGGCUCUUUGAAUAAACAUAGAGAGAUUCACACGGGAAAAUUAAUUUUUGAAUGCGAUCUUUGUCUGGAAAAAUUCAAACGCGAAAAUCACUUGCGCACGCAUAAGCUUAUUCACUCAAUAAAUCAAUCGUUUCAAUGUGAUGUAUGUUCGGCUAAGUUUUCUUUAAUGAAACAUUUAGAAGCUCAUAAACAAAUGCAUAUUCUGAGACCGUUUGGGUGUGAGUUUUGCCCAGCAACCUACGCCAGGGAAUCAAAUUAUAAGAUGCACAUGAGACGUCAUGCUAAUAUACGAACAUUUGAUUGUGAUAUUUGUUAUGAAGACUUUAAACAUCCAGAUUGGUGCCAGCACAAGCAGGAAAUAGGUCAUUCAAAGGCGAUAUCACCCUAA
Messenger RNA from Cotesia congregata, 2616 nucleotides. The record is from the annotation of a GenBank genome assembly. Lineage: Eukaryota; Metazoa; Arthropoda; Insecta; Hymenoptera; Braconidae.